GAAUUGUCCCAGAUGCAGACUACCAGCAGUGACACCAAUGUCAUUCUCACCAUGGAUAACAACCGUAGCCUGGAUUUAGAUAGCAUUAUUGAGGAGGUCCGAGAACAAUAUGAACUAAUUUUCCAGAAGAGCAAGUCUGAGACUGAGGCUAGAUACCAGAGCAAGUACCAAGAGCUUCAAAUCACAGCUGGCAGACAUGAUGACGACUUGAAGAUCACUAAGAUGGAGAUUUCAGAGCUCAACCGGAAUAUCCAGAGGCUGCAGUCAGAGAUUGGAAAUGUGAAGAAACAGAUUGGCCAAGUGCAUUCACUCAUUUCGGAUGCUGAGGAAAGAGGGGAGCAGGCUCUCCUAGAUGCCCAGCAGAAACUUCGAGACAUGGAAGAGGGUCUCCAGCAGUCCAAGGAAGAGAUGGCUCGCCUUCUUCGAGAUUACCAGGAGCUGAUGAGCGCUAAACUGUCCUUGGAUGUUGAGAUUGCCACCUACAGGAAGCUGCUGGAGGGAGAGGAGAGCAGGAUGUCGGGAGAAUUCCAGAGCCCCGUUAGCAUCUCUGUACAGAGCAGUCAAGUUAGUAUCGGAGGCGGCGGCGGUGGUGGCGGCAGCUACGGCAGCAGCAACUACGGCAGCGGCUCGGCUCGAGGCUCUGGAAACUACGGCAGCGGAGGGAGCUAUGGGAGCAGCAGGGGAGGCGGCGGAGUUUAUGGGGGGAGCAGCGGUGGGGGGUAUGGAGAAAGCAGCAGAAGUAGGAAGAGUGGGGCGGGCUCCUCCAGGGUGCAGAUUAUCCGAACCUCCACCAACUCCUCCAGCAGAUACGUCAUCGAGUAG
This is a messenger RNA of Gracilinanus agilis (Agile Gracile Mouse Opossum), 822 nucleotides long. Its product is annotated as keratin, type II cytoskeletal 1b-like. Gene Ontology annotation, molecular function: structural constituent of skin epidermis. Gene Ontology annotation, biological process: intermediate filament organization; keratinization. NCBI's taxonomy places the organism in Eukaryota, Metazoa, Chordata, Mammalia, Didelphimorphia, Didelphidae. Gene Ontology annotation, cellular component: keratin filament. The annotation marks the transcript as partial. The record is from RefSeq and is a predicted model, not a curated record. The transcript is spliced from 5 exons.